This is a messenger RNA of Lasiosphaeria miniovina, 846 nucleotides long. RefSeq lists its product as uncharacterized. The transcript is spliced from 2 exons. The record is from RefSeq and is a predicted model, not a curated record. The annotation marks the transcript as partial. Lineage: Eukaryota; Fungi; Ascomycota; Sordariomycetes; Sordariales; Lasiosphaeriaceae.
GCCGCCUCAAUCCCGCCCGCGCUACCUCCAUCUGUGGAGGAGGCCUACCGGCGAAAAUGCAUCCAGCUUAAACAGCGUACCAACGAAGUCGAAGAGGCCAAUGACGCGGCCAGGUUGCGCCUCGCGCGUCUCAAGCGCCAGGUAGAGAAAAUGAGGCUCGAGAGGGCGUUCCUGCUCGAGCAGCUCGCCAAGCGAACGAGCGUCAACGUAGAAGAUUCAGACGGCAGCCCCAGCCCACCGCCGACACCUAAGGAGAAGCCUCUGCGCAUCAAGCGUGGGCACCGCAAGCCGUCGAUGAUUCCAAACCUCGAGGCCACGCCGUCGGCUGCUGGGGGCGGAGGCGGAGGUGGCGGGGGCGGAAGCGCCAGCUUUGUCGGCCGGAGCCUACACACGCACUCGCCGAGCUCCGACACCUUCUCGGCACAGCACCUCGACGGCCAGACGACCAACGGCGUGCACAAGGCGCCUCGGAAGCCCGGCAACGCCUUUGACCUAUACUGCGACGAGAACCGCGACUCUUUCAAGGACAAGAGCGACGACGCGGGCGCUGGCGUUGAGGAAGAGCUCGCGCGCGGUUGGAAGGACCUGCCCGAGACGCAGCGUGAAGAGUUCCAAACGCGCGCCGAAGACGAGAUGGCCAAGUACCACGCCGCAAAAGAAGAUUACGACGAAAAGGCCAAGGCGCGUCGCGAGCGCAGCACCGCCAAGGGUAACGACGCCGAUGACACGGAGCGGCGGACGGCGGCAGAAGAAGCACGCGCCGACCAAGCGCAAGAAGACAUCGAGAUGGACAUGGGAAACUACGAUACAGAUCAGGAGACGCAGGGGGAGAAGCCAGAUGAGUAG